Molecule: messenger RNA, 1491 nt
Organism: Branchiostoma floridae (Florida lancelet)
Lineage: Eukaryota; Metazoa; Chordata; Leptocardii; Amphioxiformes; Branchiostomatidae
Product: beta-1,3-galactosyltransferase 1-like
Exons: 3
Coding region: 292-1308 (338 amino acids)
Cellular component (GO): membrane
Molecular function (GO): hexosyltransferase activity
Source: RefSeq, a predicted model, not a curated record
CUCGUAGACCACACAACCAGGAAUAAGGAAGAAGUCAAGUCUUAGGGCCAAGAUCUGUACCUGAAAAGAUACGUCGACGACCCAGCCGACCGUGGCAAGAUCUGAAGAAUUCAGGAAGUCCUCUUGUUUAUCUGGUUGGACCACUUCGCUCUGCCGGAAGUGAAUGGUCGCGUCCAAAGGUGACAGCGGCACACCAUAUCCGUUUAGCUUCGUUCUCCACAACUACUGAUACAAAAAAUGAUAUCUACGAGACAGUAGAUCGGAUCAAAAGCCUGUGAUGGAGGAUACCAUAUGAGGAAUACCUGCAGAAAGUUCAGAUGGCAUCUGUCGGUGACGAUGCUGAUGGUGUCCCUUACGGUUGUCUGGUAUUGUUAUGAUGACUUAGCUACAGGAGGAUUUCAUCAUAAACAACGACAGAAACUGGACUGGCAAGCCGAAAUAAUCAACCCACACCCAUAUCGGUUCACUGUGGCUCAUCAGGAGAAGUGUGAACAUGGCGGAAGUGACGUAUUUGUCGUCAUCAUUGUGCACACUGCACACGGUCACGUGACCCACCGACAGGCGAUCCGUGCAACAUGGGGGAACCAGUCAAAUAUACCUGGGGUCGAGAUCAGGACAUUGUUUGCCCUGGGAACGACAGAUAACCAAGACCUACAACGGGCCAUAGAAAAAGAAGAUGCCAUGCAUGAAGACAUAAUUCAAGAAAAUUUUAAAGAUUCUUACAAAAAUCUUACCCUUAAGACUGUAAUGACCUUAAAGUGGUUCUUGUAUUUUUGUCCCAAGGCGGGCUACCUCAUGAAAACAGAUGACGACACUUACGUAAACGUCUUAAACUUGGUGAAGACGUUAAGAAUGUUGAAAGACAAGACUGGACUGGUGACAGGUUUUGUCCUCAAAGGUUCACAGCCAAGGCGUGACGUCAUGAGUAAAUGGUACGUUUCGGUUGAAGACUUUCCGAAGGAGACAUUCCCAUGGUACACCGCGGGAGGGACAGGGUACGUCAUGUCUUCAGAUGUGGUACCACUUCUGUACCAGAUGUCACUUCGUACCAAGCCCCUCCCCUUAGAAGACGUGUAUAUUGGGAUGUGCCUAGAAACACUCGGAAUCACCCCCAAGCAGAAUAAACAGUUCCACUGUUGCGAUAAGCUGACCUAUGACCCGUGUGUGUACAAGAACCUGAUUACGUCACACGGCAUAACGGUUAGUGAGAUGUAUGCCAUUUGGGAAGGCGAGCAGGACUUAAAAAAGAAGUGUGGGUUCUAUCAUGAUUGGAUAGUUCCAGCUCUCAACUCAUUGCUCUAUGCUUAGAUACAAUCAGUACAAUGAUACGUGAAAUGGAAUUUUAUUCAAAUGUUUAAUUAAAUGGUAUUGGACAAAAAUGACGUAAAGAUUAAAAUUUUCUAACAUUACAUGUUACCAUAACAUUAUUCCUUAAUAACAUAGGCUUUCGUACAGAUUUCACACACUACAUGUUUUCUACUUGUAUAAACC